Neoarius graeffei (lesser salmon catfish) is the source of this 21127-nucleotide messenger RNA. It is a transcript of the gene zanl, whose product is annotated as zonadhesin, like. Gene Ontology annotation, cellular component: membrane. NCBI's taxonomy places the organism in Eukaryota, Metazoa, Chordata, Actinopteri, Siluriformes, Ariidae. The transcript has 135 exons. The record is from RefSeq and is a predicted model, not a curated record. Gene Ontology annotation, molecular function: protein binding; calcium ion binding.
AUGGGUCAUCUAAAAGUAAUAUUAAUUUUGAUCUGGAUAAGUGACCUCUAUACUUUUGGAAAUACUGAGAAUAGGCAUGAUUAUGUUGAACAUGAUGCUGUUGUGAUAACUGCCUGUGACUUCAAUAACAACGAAUUACCCUAUUGUGAUUUUCGGCAAGACAAUACAGAUGACAGUGAUUGGAUUCGCCAUAAGGGUCCCACACCCACACCUGGCACUGGACCCAGUGGGGACUAUCCUGAUGGCAAUGGCUAUUACAUAUACCAAGAAGCAGAUAAUGUCAGUAACAGACAAAAAACAUCCCUGAUCAGUCCUGUGUUGAGCUCCACAUCAGCUCAGAUUUGUGUACAGUUUCAGUACCACAUGUAUGGCACAGAUGACAACAAUAUUUUGACCGUGCUGGCCAGUCGAUCUGGUGAGGUGGAAAUACUGUGGCAGAAAACAGGGAUCCAGAGCCCGUCAUGGCUGGGAGCAGCUGUUACUGUGUCCAAACCAGCUGAGCAGUCUGUUAAAAUUAUAUUUGAAGCAAAACGUGGGUUCUCUUCAUCAUGUGAUACAGCCUUGGACAACAUUAACAUCACAGAGGGAGCUUGUCCUGGUUGUAUAUCUCAGUGUGACUUUGAUGAACAGGAUCUCUGUGGAUGGACAACCAACGUUUCAGAUCCAACAUUAUUUGGUUGGACCUUUUGGAAUGGACAAACUGACACACCUGGUACAGGUCCUAAUGAUGAUUUCUCCAAACCAGGCUUGGGAUCAUACCUCUUGAUGGAUUCACUUGAAAGCAUCCCAGGGGCCUCAGCUCAACUUCGGAGCCCAUCUAUACCAGCACCUUCUUCGAACUGCCUGCAGCUGAACUUCCAUUAUUACAUGUAUGGUACUGCUGCUGACAUGGAGCUUAAUGUUCAUGUUGUCAUCAAUGGAGGAACACUGGGGUAUCCUGUUUUCAGUCUCAGAGGAAACCAAGGACAAGGUUGGAAGCCAGCAGAGGUCAAAUACAUUGCUACAACUGUGACAGUGACAACCACAAAGCCAACAACACCUGUUUCAACUCCAAAACCAUCAACAGCAAAGCCCUCCACACCUCAGCCGACGACAGUAGGGCCAACUUCUCCUACACCAGCAACAACACCAGGUAAAAAUUAUUAUAUUUUCCUCUCUACAGUCUACCCAUGAAUACAAAUAUAUUCUAACCACUUCUCCUGUCCACUACUAGUGAAGUGUCCUCCUGAUGCUGAGUACAUAGAGUGUGGGCCAGCUUGCAUUCCCAGCUGUAAAGAACCGUCCACUAACUGCACUGGCUCCUGUAUCAGUGGCUGCUUCUGCAAACCAGGUUUUGUGUUCAGAGGAAAACGCUGCAUUCCCAUUGAGAAGUGUGGAUGUCUGGAUGAAGAUAAUAACUACUACGAGCCGGGAGAGAUUGUCUUUGGGACUGGCUGCUCCAAGCUGUGUCGCUGUGCAGGCAAUUAUACCUUGAGCUGUGUGGACAACACUUGUGACUCCACAGAAGAAUGUCGGCAAGUGGGAGGAAUCUAUGGCUGCUAUCCUAAAGACACCUCCACCUGUAUCGCCUCAGGUGACCCACACUACACCACCUUUGAUAAGCGCUACUAUGACUUCAUGGGCAACUGCACUUACUUAAUGUCUGAGCCAUGUAACAGCACAGACGUGCCUCACUUCGCUGUCUACACUGAAAAUGAGAAUCGCUACAACAUUCCCACGGUCAGUUAUGUGAAAGCUGUCCAUGUCCAUGUUCAGGGAAUGAAGGUGUCCAUCCUGAAAGGAGGAGUUGUGCAGGUAAAUGGAACCAAAGUGAACAUACCACUGAGCCCUGUUCCUGGAGUGGACAUCUUAAAGCAGGGGACACUCUACACAGUGUCCAUGAGCUUUGGUGUGACAGUUCGCUACGAUGGAAACCACUAUAUGGACAUCAAAGUUAUCAAAGACUACCAGAACAAGCUUUGUGGUCUGUGUGGAGACUAUAAUGGCAACAUUAAAGAUGACUUCCGUACCCCCACCGGUGAACUGGUCAACAGUCCAACUGAGUUUGGCAACAGCUGGAACACAGACCCUGACUGCAAUAAACCUCCAGUUGGCCCAGAGCCUGACUGCACAGACACAGAUAAGGAUCUUUAUGAGAGUCCUGCUUACUGUGGAAUCAUAUUGGACAGCAAAGGCCCAUUUGCUGUCUGUCACCCAAAAGUCAACCCUAAUAGUUUCUUCCAAAACUGUGUGUUUGACCUGUGUGCACUGGGUGGCCCUCACUCUGCAUUGUGUGAAGCAAUUGAAGCCUACGUAAACGAGUGUCAGGACCGUGGCAUUAGCAUCGGACCUUGGAGAAACAACACUUUCUGCCCUCUUACAUGCCCACCCAACAGCCACUACGUCUCCUGCGUGUCUCCUUGCCAGCCCUCCUGUAACCCUCCUCCACCCAGCCAGUGCACUGGACCCUGUUCGGAGGGGUGUGUGUGUGACCCUGGAUAUGUACUCAGUGGUGACAAGUGUGUGAAGGAAGAUACAUGUGGCUGCAAACAUAACGGACAAUAUUACCAGCCUGGGGACAAGUUCUACACGAAGGACUGUGAGCUGCUGUGCAAAUGUGAGCCUCCAUUCGUCAACUGCAGUGCUGCUGAAUGUCCUCCCAUGCAGCAGUGUGGUGUACAGGGUGGAGAAAUAGGAUGCUACCCAGUUGACUCCCAGGACUGUAUUAUUUCUGGUGACCCCCAUUACAACACCUUUGAUGGUAAAUUCUACACCUUCAUGGGCACCUGCACCUACACACUGGCUCGCACCUGCAGAAACAACACGGGCCCCUGGUUCUCUGUGGAGGGAAAAAAUGAAGAGAGAGGAGUUGUUGGUGUAUCUUAUCUUAAGAAGUUGUAUGUGACUGUCAGCGGCAUCACUGUAACGAUGAUGAAGAGCAGAACCACUCUGGUGAACGGACGUAAAGUAGCUCUACCCCACUCUCCCUCUCCUCUAAUCUCUUUAACUUCAGCUGGUCAGUAUGUUAUCCUCACCACUCCUUUUGGUCUGGAGGUGCGCUGGGAUGGCAACCACUACGCUAAGAUCAUUGUGCCCAGUACCUACUAUGAUCAGAUGUGUGGUUUGUGUGGAGACUACAACGGAAACCACAACAAUGAUUUUACGAAGCCAGAUGGUUCAGUGGCUGGAAGCUCAGAUCAGUUCGGUAACAGCUGGCAAACUGACGAAGAUGAAGAUGACAUGUGCAAACCUGAUGUCACACCUGACCCACCAUGUGACCCAAGUCUUGAGGCUGAAGUGUCAAAACCAGAGAAAUGUGGAAAAAUCACGAACACUACAGGACCAUUCAGGGACUGCAUAAAGGUGGUGGACCCUCUGCCAUUUUUCCAGAGCUGUGUGUUUGAUAUGUGCCGCUAUAAUGGACUGCUGCAGACUCUGUGUGACCAGCUGCAGGCUUAUACUGAUGCCUGUCUCAGUGCAGGAGCUCCAGUGCACCAGUGGAGGGAGGCAGACUUGUGCCCUCUGGAUUGUCCUCCUAACAGCCACUACUCUAUGUGUGUGAGUUCAUGUCCAGAGACGUGUGUGGGUGUGAGCGGCCCACCUGGCUGUGGAGAGAAGUGUGUUGAAGGCUGCAAGUGUGAUCCUGGCUUUGUCCUGAGUAACAAUAAGUGCGUGCCUCUCAAAGACUGUGGCUGUGUGGACCUUGAUGGCUCCUACCACCCUGUGAAUGAGAGCUGGUACCUGGAGGGCUGUGAACAUCAGUGCGUGUGUCUAAGUGGAAGAACCAUUCUGUGCUACAACACCAGUUGUUUACCUACAGAGACCUGCCAGCUGCUGGAUGGAGAGUACAUCUGUAAACCGAAUGUGAAGUGUCCUCCUGAUGCGGAGUACAUAGAGUGUGGUCCAGCUUGCAUUCCCAGCUGUAAAGAACCGUCCACUAACUGCACUGGCUCCUGUAUCAGUGGCUGCUUCUGCAAACCAGGUUUUGUGUUCAGAGGCAAACGCUGCGUUCCCAUUGAGAAGUGUGGAUGUCUGGAUGAAAAUAAUAACUACUAUGAGCCGGGAGAGAUUGUCUUUGGGACUGGCUGCUCCAAGCUGUGUCGCUGUGCAGGCAAUUAUACCUUGAGCUGUGUGGACAACACUUGUGACUCCACAGAAGAAUGUCGGCAAGUGGGAGGAAUCUAUGGCUGUUAUCCUAAAGACACCUCCACCUGUAUCGCCUCAGGUGACCCACACUACACCACCUUUGAUAAGCGCUACUAUGACUUCAUGGGCAACUGCACUUAUUUAAUGUCUGAGCCAUGUAACAGCACAGACGUGCCUCACUUUGCUGUCUACACUGAAAAUGAGAAUCGCUACAACAUUCCCACGGUCAGUUAUGUGAAAGCUGUCCAUGUCCAUGUUCGGGGAGUGAAGGUGUCCAUCCUGAAAGGAGGAGUUGUGCAGGUAAAUGGAACCAAAGUGAACAUACCACUGAGCCCUGUUCCUGGAGUGGACAUCUUAAAGCAGGGGACACUCUACACAGUGUCCAUGAGCUUUGGUGUGACAGUUCGCUACGAUGGAAACCACUAUAUGGACAUCAAAGUUAUCAAAGACUAUCAGGACAAGCUUUGUGGUCUGUGUGGAGACUAUAAUGGCAACAUUAAAGAUGACUUCCGUACCCCCACCGGUGAACUGGUCAACAGUCCAACUGAGUUUGGCAACAGCUGGAACACAGACCCUGACUGCAAUAAACCCCCAGUUGGCCCAGAGCCUGACUGCGCAGACAUAGACAAGGACCUUUAUGAGAGUCCUGCUUACUGUGGAAUCAUAUUGGACAGCAAAGGCCCAUUUGCUGUCUGUCACCCAAAAGUCAGGCCUAACAGUUUCUUCCAAAACUGUGUGUUUGACCUGUGUGCAUUGGGCGGCCCUCACUCUGCAUUGUGUGAAGCGAUUGAAGCCUACGUAAACGAGUGUCAGGACCGUGGUGUUAGGAUCGGACCUUGGAGAAACAACACUUUCUGUCCUCUUACAUGCCCACCCAACAGCCACUACGUCUCCUGCGUGUCUCCUUGCCAGCCCUCCUGUAACCCUCCUCCACCCAGCCAGUGCACUGGACCCUGUUCGGAGGGGUGUGUGUGUGACCCUGGAUAUGUACUCAGUGGUGACAAGUGUGUGAAGGAAGAUACAUGUGGCUGCAAACAUAACGGACAAUAUUACCAGCCUGGAGACAAGUUCUACACGAAGGACUGUGAGCUGCUGUGCAAAUGUGAGCCUCCAUUCUUCAACUGCAGUGCUGCUGAAUGUCCUCCCAUGCAGCAGUGUGGUAUACAGGGUGGAGAAAUAGGAUGCUACCCAGUUGACUCCCAGGACUGUAUUAUUUCUGGUGACCCCCAUUACAACACCUUUGAUGGUAAAUUCUACACCUUCAUGGGCACCUGCACCUACACACUGGCUCGCACCUGCAGAAACAACACGGGCCCCUGGUUCUCUGUGGAGGGAAAAAAUGAAGAGAGAGGAGUUGUUGGUGUAUCUUAUCUUAAGAAGUUGUAUGUGACUGUCAGCGGCAUCACUGUAACGAUGAUGAAGAGCAGAACCACUCUGGUGAACGGUCGUAAAGUAGCUCUACCCCACUCUCCCUCUCCUCUAAUCUCUUUAACUUCAGCUGGUCAGUAUGUUAUCCUCACCACUCCCUUUGGUCUGGAGGUGCGCUGGGAUGGCAACCACUAUGCUAAGAUCACUGUGCCCAGUACCUACUAUGAUCAGAUGUGUGGUUUGUGUGGAGACUACAACGGAAACCCCAACAAUGAUUUUACGAAGCCAAAUGGUUCAGUGGCUGAAAGCUCAGAUCAAUUCGGUAACAGCUGGCAAACUGAUGAAGAUGAAGAUGACAUGUGCAAACCUGAUGUCACACCUGACCCACCAUGUGACCCAAGUCUUGAGGCUGAAGUGUCAAAACCAGAGAAAUGUGGAAAAAUAACGAACACUACAGGACCAUUCAGGGACUGCAUAAAGGUGGUGGACCCUCUGCCAUUUUUCCAGAGCUGUGUGUUUGAUAUGUGCCGCUAUAAUGGACUGCUGCAGACUCUGUGUGACCAGCUGCAGGCUUAUACUGAUGCCUGUCUCAGUGCAGGAGCUCCAGUGCACCAGUGGAGGGAGGCAGACUUCUGCCCUCUGGAUUGUCCUCCUAACAGCCACUACUCUAUGUGUGUGAGUUCAUGUCCAGAGACGUGUGUGGGUGUGAGCGGCCCACCUGGCUGUGGAGAGAAGUGUGUUGAAGGCUGCAAGUGUGAUCCUGGCUUUGUCCUGAGUAACAACAAGUGCGUGCCUCUCAAAGACUGUGGCUGUGUGGACCUUGAUGGCUCCUACCACCCUGUGAAUGAGAGCUGGUACCUGGAGGGCUGUGAACAUCAGUGCGUGUGUCUAAGUGGAAGAACCAUUCUGUGCUACAACACCAGUUGUUUACCUACAGAGACCUGCCAGCUGCUGGAUGGAGAGUACAUCUGUAAACCGAAUGUGAAGUGUCCUCCUGAUGCGGAGUACAUAGAGUGUGGUCCAGCUUGCAUUCCCAGCUGUAAAGAACCGUCCACUAACUGCACUGGCUCCUGUAUCAGUGGCUGCUUCUGCAAACCAGGUUUUGUGUUCAGAGGCAAACGCUGCGUUCCCAUUGAGAAGUGUGGAUGUCUGGAUGAAAAUAAUAACUACUAUGAGCCGGGAGAGAUUGUCUUUGGGACUGGCUGCUCCAAGCUGUGUCGCUGUGCAGGCAAUUAUACCUUGAGCUGUGUGGACAACACUUGUGACUCCACAGAAGAAUGUCGGCAAGUGGGAGGAAUCUAUGGCUGUUAUCCUAAAGACACCUCCACCUGUAUCGCCUCAGGUGACCCACACUACACCACCUUUGAUAAGCGCUACUAUGACUUCAUGGGCAACUGCACUUACUUAAUGUCUGAGCCAUGUAACAGCACAGACGUGCCUCACUUUGCUGUCUACACUGAAAAUGAGAAUCGCUACAACAUUCCCACGGUCAGUUAUGUGAAAGCUGUCCAUGUCCAUGUUCAGGGAGUGAAGGUGUCCAUCCUGAAAGGAGGAGUUGUGCAGGUAAAUGGAACCAAAGUGAACAUACCACUGAGCCCUGUUCCUGGAGUGGACAUCUUAAAGCAGGGGACACUCUACACAGUGUCCAUGAGCUUUGGUGUGACAGUUCGCUACGAUGGAAACCACUAUAUGGACAUCAAAGUUAUCAAAGACUAUCAGGACAAGCUUUGUGGUCUGUGUGGAGACUAUAAUGGCAACAUUAAAGAUGACUUCCGUACCCCCACCGGUGAACUGGUCAACAGUCCAACUGAGUUUGGCAACAGCUGGAACACAGACCCUGACUGCAAUAAACCCCCAGUUGGCCCAGAGCCUGACUGCGCAGACAUAGACAAGGACCUUUAUGAGAGUCCUGCUUACUGUGGAAUCAUAUUGGACAGCAAAGGCCCAUUUGCUGUCUGUCACCCAAAAGUCAAGCCUAACAGUUUCUUCCAAAACUGUGUGUUUGACCUGUGUGCAUUGGGCGGCCCUCACUCUGCAUUGUGUGAAGCGAUUGAAGCCUACGUAAACGAGUGUCAGGACCGUGGUGUUAGGAUCGGCCCUUGGAGAAACAACACUUUCUGUCCUCUUACAUGCCCACCCAACAGCCACUACGUCUCCUGCGUGUCUCCUUGCCAGCCCUCCUGUAACCCUCCUCCACCCAGCCAGUGCACUGGACCCUGUUCGGAGGGGUGUGUGUGUGACCCUGGAUAUGUACUCAGUGGUGACAAGUGUGUGAAGGAAGAUACAUGUGGCUGCAAACAUAACGGACAAUAUUACCAGCCUGGAGACAAGUUCUACACGAAGGACUGUGAGCUGCUGUGCAAAUGUGAGCCUCCAUUCGUCAACUGCAGUGCUGCUGAAUGUCCUCCCAUGCAGCAGUGUGGUAUACAGGGUGGAGAAAUAGGAUGCUACCCAGUUGACUCCCAGGACUGUAUUAUUUCUGGUGACCCCCAUUACAACACCUUUGAUGGUAAAUUCUACACCUUCAUGGGCACCUGCACCUACACACUGGCUCGCACCUGCAGAAACAACACGGGCCCCUGGUUCUCUGUGGAGGGAAAAAAUGAAGAGAGAGGAGUUGUUGGUGUAUCUUAUCUUAAGAAGUUGUAUGUGACUGUCAGCGGCAUCACUGUAACAAUGAUGAAGAGCAGAACCACUCUGGUGAACGGUCGUAAAGUAGCUCUACCCCACUCUCCCUCUCCUCUAAUCUCUUUAACUUCAGCUGGUCAGUAUGUUAUCCUCACCACUCCCUUUGGUCUGGAGGUGCGCUGGGAUGGCAACCACUAUGCUAAGAUCACUGUGCCCAGUACCUACUAUGAUCAGAUGUGUGGUUUGUGUGGAGACUACAACGGAAACCCCAACAAUGAUUUUACAAAGCCAAAUGGUUCAGUGGCUGAAAGCUCAGAUCAAUUCGGUAACAGCUGGCAAACUGAUGAAGAUGAAGAUGACAUGUGCAAACCUGAUGUCACACCUGACCCACCAUGUGACCCAAGUCUUGAGGCUGAAGUGUCAAAACCAGAGAAAUGUGGAAAAAUAACGAACACUACAGGACCAUUCAGGGACUGCAUAAAGGUGGUGGACCCUCUGCCAUUUUUCCAGAGCUGUGUGUUUGAUAUGUGCCGCUAUAAUGGACUGCUGCAGACUCUGUGUGACCAGCUGCAGGCUUAUACUGAUGCCUGUCUCAGUGCAGGAGCUCCAGUGCACCAGUGGAGGGAGGCAGACUUCUGCCCUCUGGAUUGUCCUCCUAACAGCCACUACUCUAUGUGUGUGAGUUCAUGUCCAGAGACGUGUGUGGGUGUGAGCGGCCCACCUGGCUGUGGAGAGAAGUGUGUUGAAGGCUGCAAGUGUGAUCCUGGCUUUGUCCUGAGUAACAACAAGUGCGUGCCUCUCAAAGACUGUGGCUGUGUGGACCUUGAUGGCUCCUACCACCCUGUGAAUGAGAGCUGGUACCUGGAGGGCUGUGAACAUCAGUGCGUGUGUCUAAGUGGAAGAACCAUUCUGUGCUACAACACCAGUUGUUUACCUACAGAGACCUGCCAGCUGCUGGAUGGAGAGUACAUCUGUAAACCGAAUGAUGGAAACACAACAAAACCCCCAACACCCCAGCCGUCAACCCCACAGACACCCACCCCUUCUCCUACACCACCAGUGAAGUGUCCUCCUGAUGCGGAGUACAUAGAGUGUGGUCCAGCUUGCAUUCCCAGCUGUAAAGAACCGUCCACUAACUGCACUGGCUCCUGUAUCAGUGGCUGCUUCUGCAAACCAGGUUUUGUGUUCAGAGGCAAACGCUGCGUUCCCAUUGAGAAGUGUGGAUGUCUGGAUGAAAAUAAUAACUACUAUGAGCCGGGAGAGAUUGUCUUUGGGACUGGCUGCUCCAAGCUGUGUCGCUGUGCAGGCAAUUAUACCUUGAGCUGUGUGGACAACACUUGUGACUCCACAGAAGAAUGUCGGCAAGUGGGAGGAAUCUAUGGCUGUUAUCCUAAAGACACCUCCACCUGUAUCGCCUCAGGUGACCCACACUACACCACCUUUGAUAAGCGCUACUAUGACUUCAUGGGCAACUGCACUUACUUAAUGUCUGAGCCAUGUAACAGCACAGACGUGCCUCACUUUGCUGUCUACACUGAAAAUGAGAAUCGCUACAACAUUCCCACGGUCAGUUAUGUGAAAGCUGUCCAUGUCCAUGUUCAGGGAGUGAAGGUGUCCAUCCUGAAAGGAGGAGUUGUGCAGGUAAAUGGAACCAAAGUGAACAUACCACUGAGCCCUGUUCCUGGAGUGGACAUCUUAAAGCAGGGGACACUCUACACAGUGUCCAUGAGCUUUGGUGUGACAGUUCGCUACGAUGGAAACCACUAUAUGGACAUCAAAGUUAUCAAAGACUAUCAGGACAAGCUUUGUGGUCUGUGUGGAGACUAUAAUGGCAACAUUAAAGAUGACUUCCGUACCCCCACCGGUGAACUGGUCAACAGUCCAACUGAGUUUGGCAACAGCUGGAACACAGACCCUGACUGCAAUAAACCCCCAGUUGGCCCAGAGCCUGACUGCGCAGACAUAGACAAGGACCUUUAUGAGAGUCCUGCUUACUGUGGAAUCAUAUUGGACAGCAAAGGCCCAUUUGCUGUCUGUCACCCAAAAGUCAAGCCUAACAGUUUCUUCCAAAACUGUGUGUUUGACCUGUGUGCAUUGGGCGGCCCUCACUCUGCAUUGUGUGAAGCGAUUGAAGCCUACGUAAACGAGUGUCAGGACCGUGGUGUUAGGAUCGGCCCUUGGAGAAACAACACUUUCUGUCCUCUUACAUGCCCACCCAACAGCCACUACGUCUCCUGCGUGUCUCCUUGCCAGCCCUCCUGUAACCCUCCUCCACCCAGCCAGUGCACUGGACCCUGUUCGGAGGGGUGUGUGUGUGACCCUGGAUAUGUACUCAGUGGUGACAAGUGUGUGAAGGAAGAUACAUGUGGCUGCAAACAUAACGGACAAUAUUACCAGCCUGGAGACAAGUUCUACACGAAGGACUGUGAGCUGCUGUGCAAAUGUGAGCCUCCAUUCGUCAACUGCAGUGCUGCUGAAUGUCCUCCCAUGCAGCAGUGUGGUAUACAGGGUGGAGAAAUAGGAUGCUACCCAGUUGACUCCCAGGACUGUAUUAUUUCUGGUGACCCCCAUUACAACACCUUUGAUGGUAAAUUCUACACCUUCAUGGGCACCUGCACCUACACACUGGCUCGCACCUGCAGAAACAACACGGGCCCCUGGUUCUCUGUGGAGGGAAAAAAUGAAGAGAGAGGAGUUGUUGGUGUAUCUUAUCUUAAGAAGUUGUAUGUGACUGUCAGCGGCAUCACUGUAACAAUGAUGAAGAGCAGAACCACUCUGGUGAACGGUCGUAAAGUAGCUCUACCCCACUCUCCCUCUCCUCUAAUCUCUUUAACUUCAGCUGGUCAGUAUGUUAUCCUCACCACUCCCUUUGGUCUGGAGGUGCGCUGGGAUGGCAACCACUAUGCUAAGAUCACUGUGCCCAGUACCUACUAUGAUCAGAUGUGUGGUUUGUGUGGAGACUACAACGGAAACCCCAACAAUGAUUUUACGAAGCCAAAUGGUUCAGUGGCUGAAAGCUCAGAUCAAUUCGGUGACAGCUGGCAAACUGAUGAAGAUGAAGAUGACAUGUGCAAACCUGAUGUCACACCUGACCCACCAUGUGACCCAAGUCUUGAGGCUGAAGUGUCAAAACCAGAGAAAUGUGGAAAAAUAACGAACACUACAGGACCAUUCAGGGACUGCAUAAAGGUGGUGGACCCUCUGCCAUUUUUCCAGAGCUGUGUGUUUGAUAUGUGCCGCUAUAAUGGACUGCUGCAGACUCUGUGUGACCAGCUGCAGGCUUAUACUGAUGCCUGUCUCAGUGCAGGAGCUCCAGUGCACCAGUGGAGGGAGGCAGACUUCUGCCCUCUGGAUUGUCCUCCUAACAGCCACUACUCUAUGUGUGUGAGUUCAUGUCCAGAGACGUGUGUGGGUGUGAGCGGCCCACCUGGCUGUGGAGAGAAGUGUGUUGAAGGCUGCAAGUGUGAUCCUGGCUUUGUCCUGAGUAACAACAAGUGCGUGCCUCUCAAAGACUGUGGCUGUGUGGACCUUGAUGGCUCCUACCACCCUGUGAAUGAGAGCUGGUACCUGGAGGGCUGUGAACAUCAGUGCGUGUGUCUAAGUGGAAGAACCAUUCUGUGCUACAACACCAGUUGUUUACCUACAGAGACCUGCCAGCUGCUGGAUGGAGAGUACAUCUGUAAACCGAAUGUGAAGUGUCCUCCUGAUGCGGAGUACAUAGAGUGUGGUCCAGCUUGCAUUCCUAGCUGUAAAGAACCGUCCACUAACUGCACUGGCUCCUGUAUCAGUGGCUGCUUCUGCAAACCAGGUUUUGUGUUCAGAGGAAAACGCUGCGUUCCCAUUGAGAAGUGUGGAUGUCUGGAUGAAAAUAAUAACUACUAUGAGCCGGGAGAGAUUGUCUUUGGGACUGGCUGCUCCAAGCUGUGUCGCUGUGCAGGCAAUUAUACCUUGAGCUGUGUGGACAACACUUGUGACUCCACAGAAGAAUGUCGGCAAGUGGGAGGAAUCUAUGGCUGUUAUCCUAAAGACACCUCCACCUGUAUCGCCUCAGGUGACCCACACUACACCACCUUUGAUAAGCGCUACUAUGACUUCAUGGGCAACUGCACUUACUUAAUGUCUGAGCCAUGUAACAGCACAGACGUGCCUCACUUUGCUGUCUACACUGAAAAUGAGAAUCGCUACAACAUUCCCACGGUCAGUUAUGUGAAAGCUGUCCAUGUCCAUGUUCAGGGAAUGAAGGUGUCCAUCCUGAAAGGAGGAGUUGUGCAGGUAAAUGGAACCAAAGUGAACAUACCACUGAUCCCUUUUCCUGGAGUGGACAUCUUAAAGCAGGGGACACUCUACACAGUGUCCAUGAGCUUUGGUGUGACAGUUCGCUACGAUGGAAACCACUAUAUGGACAUCAAAGUUAUCAAAGACUAUCAGGACAAGCUUUGUGGUCUGUGUGGAGACUAUAAUGGCAACAUUAAAGAUGACUUCCGUACCCCCACCGGUGAACUGGUCAACAGUCCAACUGAGUUUGGCAACAGCUGGAACACAGACCCUGACUGCAAUAAACCCCCAGUUGGCCCAGAGCCUGACUGCACAGACAUAGACAAGGACCUUUAUGAGAGUCCUGCUUACUGUGGAAUCAUAUUGGACAGCAAAGGCCCAUUUGCUGUCUGUCACCCAAAAGUCAACCCUAACAGUUUCUUCCAAAACUGUGUGUUUGACCUGUGUGCAUUGGGCGGCCCUCACUCUGCAUUGUGUGAAGCGAUUGAAGCCUACGUAAACGAGUGUCAGGACCGUGGUGUUAGGAUCGGACCUUGGAGAAACAACACUUUCUGUCCUCUUACAUGCCCACCCAACAGCCACUACGUCUCCUGCGUGUCUCCUUGCCAGCCCUCCUGUAACCCUCCUCCACCCAGCCAGUGCACUGGACCCUGUUCGGAGGGGUGUGUGUGUGACCCUGGAUAUGUACUCAGUGGUGACAAGUGUGUGAAGGAAGAUACAUGUGGCUGCAAACAUAACGGACAAUAUUACCAGCCUGGGGACAAGUUCUACACGAAGGACUGUGAGCUGCUGUGCAAAUGUGAGCCUCCAUUCGUCAACUGCAGUGCUGCUGAAUGUCCUCCCAUGCAGCAGUGUGGUGUACAGGGUGGAGAAAUAGGAUGCUACCCAGUUGACUCCCAGGACUGUAUUAUUUCUGGUGACCCCCAUUACAACACCUUUGAUGGUAAAUUCUACACCUUCAUGGGCACCUGCACCUACACACUGGCUCGCACCUGCAGAAACAACACGGGCCCCUGGUUCUCUGUGGAGGGAAAAAAUGAAGAGAGAGGAGUUGUUGGUGUAUCUUAUCUUAAGAAGUUGUAUGUGACUGUCAGCGGCAUCACUGUAACAAUGAUGAAGAGCAGAACCACUCUGGUGAACGGUCGUAAAGUAGCUCUACCCCACUCUCCCUCUCCUCUAAUCUCUUUAACUUCAGCUGGUCAGUAUGUUAUCCUCACCACUCCCUUUGGUCUGGAGGUGCGCUGGGAUGGCAACCACUAUGCUAAGAUCACUGUGCCCAGUACCUACUAUGAUCAGAUGUGUGGUUUGUGUGGAGACUACAACGGAAACCCCAACAAUGAUUUUACGAAGCCAAAUGGUUCAGUGGCUGAAAGCUCAGAUCAAUUCGGUGACAGCUGGCAAACUGAUGAAGAUGAAGAUGACAUGUGCAAACCUGAUGUCACACCUGACCCACCAUGUGACCCAAGUCUUGAGGCUGAAGUGUCAAAACCAGAGAAAUGUGGAAAAAUAACGAACACUACAGGACCAUUCAGGGACUGCAUAAAGGUGGUGGACCCUCUGCCAUUUUUCCAGAGCUGUGUGUUUGAUAUGUGCCGCUAUAAUGGACUGCUGCAGACUCUGUGUGACCAGCUGCAGGCUUAUACUGAUGCCUGUCUCAGUGCAGGAGCUCCAGUGCACCAGUGGAGGGAGGCAGACUUCUGCCCUCUGGAUUGUCCUCCUAACAGCCACUACUCUAUGUGUGUGAGUUCAUGUCCAGAGACGUGUGUGGGUGUGAGCGGCCCACCUGGCUGUGGAGAGAAGUGUCUUGAAGGCUGCAAGUGUGAUCCUGGCUUUGUCCUGAGUAACAACAAGUGCGUGCCUCUCAAAGACUGUGGCUGUGUGGACCUUGAUGGCUCCUACCACCCUGUGAAUGAGAGCUGGUACCUGGAGGGCUGUGAACAUCAGUGUGUGUGUCUAAGUGGAAGAACCAUUCUGUGCUACAACACCAGUUGUUUACCUACAGAGACCUGCCAGCUGCUGGAUGGAGAGUACAUCUGUAAACCGAAUGUGAAGUGUCCUCCUGAUGCGGAGUACAUAGAGUGUGGUCCAGCUUGCAUUCCCAGCUGUAAAGAACCGUCCACUAACUGCACUGGCUCCUGUAUCAGUGGCUGCUUCUGCAAACCAGGUUUUGUGUUCAGAGGCAAACGCUGCGUUCCCAUUGAGAAGUGUGGAUGUCUGGAUGAAAAUAAUAACUACUAUGAGCCGGGAGAGAUUGUCUUUGGGACUGGCUGCUCCAAGCUGUGUCGCUGUGCAGGCAAUUAUACCUUGAGCUGUGUGGACAACACUUGUGACUCCACAGAAGAAUGUCGGCAAGUGGGAGGAAUCUAUGGCUGUUAUCCUAAAGACACCUCCACCUGUAUUGCCUCAGGUGACCCACACUACACCACCUUUGAUAAGCGCUACUAUGACUUCAUGGGCAACUGCACUUACUUAAUGUCUGAGCCAUGUAACAGCACAGACGUGCCUCACUUUGCUGUCUACACUGAAAAUGAGAAUCGCUACAACAUUCCCACGGUCAGUUAUGUGAAAGCUGUCCAUGUCCAUGUUCAGGGAGUGAAGGUGUCCAUCCUGAAAGGAGGAGUUGUGCAGGUAAAUGGAACCAAAGUGAACAUACCACUGAGCCCUGUUCCUGGAGUGGACAUCUUAAAGCAGGGGACACUCUACACAGUGUCCAUGAGCUUUGGUGUGACAGUUCGCUACGAUGGAAACCACUAUAUGGACAUCAAAGUUAUCAAAGACUAUCAGGACAAGCUUUGUGGUCUGUGUGGAGACUAUAAUGGCAACAUUAAAGAUGACUUCCGUACCCCCACCGGUGAACUGGUCAACAGUCCAACUGAGUUUGGCAACAGCUGGAACACAGACCCUGACUGCAAUAAACCCCCAGUUGGCCCAGAGCCUGACUGCGCAGACAUAGACAAGGACCUUUAUGAGAGUCCUGCUUACUGUGGAAUCAUAUUGGACAGCAAAGGCCCAUUUGCUGUCUGUCACCCAAAAGUCAAGCCUAACAGUUUCUUCCAAAACUGUGUGUUUGACCUGUGUGCAUUGGGUGGCCCUCACUCUGCAUUGUGUGAAGCGAUUGAAGCCUACGUAAACGAGUGUCAGGACCGUGGUGUUAGCAUCGGACCUUGGAGAAACAACACUUUCUGUCCUCUUACAUGCCCACCCAACAGCCACUACGUCUCCUGCGUGUCUCCUUGCCAGCCCUCCUGUAACCCUCCUCCACCCAGCCAGUGCACUGGACCCUGUUCGGAGGGGUGUGUGUGUGACCCUGGAUAUGUACUCAGUGGUGACAAGUGUGUGAAGGAAGAUACAUGUGGCUGCAAACAUAACGGACAAUAUUACCAGCCUGGAGACAAGUUCUACACGAAGGACUGUGAGCUGCUGUGCAAAUGUGAGCCUCCAUUCGUCAACUGCAGUGCUGCUGAAUGUCCUCCCAUGCAGCAGUGUGGUGUACAGGGUGGAGAAAUAGGAUGCUACCCAGUUGACUCCCAGGACUGUAUUAUUUCUGGUGACCCCCAUUACAACACCUUUGAUGGUAAAUUCUACACCUUCAUGGGCACCUGCACCUACACACUGGCUCGCACCUGCAGAAACAACACGGGUCCCUGGUUCUCUGUGGAGGGAAAGAAUGAAGAGAGAGGAAUCUCUGGCAUAUCAUACCUCAGGAAGUUAUAUGUGACUGUCAGUGGCAUUACUGUGACGAUGAUGAAGAGCAGAACCACUCUGGUGAACGGUCGUAAAGUAGCUCUACCCCACUCUCCCUGUCCUCUAAUCUCUUUAACUUCAGCUGGCCAGUAUGUUAUCUUCACCACUCCUUUUGGUCUGGAGGUGCGCUGGGAUGGCAACCACUACGCUAAGAUCACUGUGCCCAGUACCUACUAUGAUCAGAUGUGUGGUUUGUGUGGAGACUACAAUGGAAACCCCAGUAAUGAUUUUACGAAGCCAAAUGGUUCACUGGCUGGAAGCUCAGAUCAGUUCGGGAACAGCUGGCAAACUGAUAAAGAUGAAGAUGAAACGUGCAAACCUGAUGUCACACCUGACCCACCGUGUGACCCAAGUCUUGAGGCCGAAGUGUCAAAACCAGAGAAAUGUGGAAAAAUCACUGACACUACAGGACCAUUCAGGGACUGCAUAAAGGUUGUCAAUCCUCAGCCGUUCUUCCAGAGCUGUGUGUUUGAUAUGUGCCGCUAUGACGGACUGCUGCAGACUCUGUGUGACCAGCUGCAGGCUUAUACUGAUGCCUGUCUCAGUGCAGGAGCUCCAGUGCACCAGUGGAGGGAGCCAGACUUCUGCUCUCUGGACUGUCCCCCAAACAGCCACUACUCUAUGUGUGUGAGUUCAUGUCCAGAGACGUGUGUGGGUGUGAGCGGCCCAGCUGGCUGUGGAGAGAAGUGUGUUGAAGGCUGCAAGUGUGAUCCUGGCUUUGUCCUGAGUAACAACAAGUGCGUGCCUCUCAAAGACUGUGGCUGUGUGGACCUUGAUGGCUCCUACCACCCUGUGAAUGAGAGCUGGUUACAGGAAGGCUGUGAACAUCAGUGUGUGUGUCGAAGUGGAAAAGUCAUCCACUGCUCCAGCACCAGUUGUACAGAGACCUGCCAACUGAUAGAUGGAGAGUACAUCUGUAAACCAAAAGGUCCAGGAAUCUGCUCUGUGUCUGGGGACCCCCACUACACCUCAUUUGAUAAGAAGGUCCAUCAUUUCAUGGGCUCCUGCUCCUAUACACUCACCAAGCCCUGCAAUGAGACAUUAGGGAUCCCAUUCUUCACUGUUGACACACAGAAUGAACAUAGGGGCAAUAACAAGAAAGUGUCCUACGUGAAGUCAGUCAUCAUCAAUGUGAAUGGAAGUAAGAUUAUCCUGGACAAAGGCCGUAAAGUCCAGGUAAAUGGAGUUCAGGUGACUGUACCCAUCACUCUGAUAAAUGGUGUCAAGAUCUUCCUCAGUGGAAAGUUUGUAGUGCUGGAGACAAACUUUGGCCUUCGUGUUCGCUUUGAUGGCAAUCACCACGCUGAUGUCAGCCUUCCCCCCUCUUACAAAGGCUUGUUGUGUGGAAUGUGUGGAAAUUACAAUGACAACUCAACAGAUGACAACAUUAUGUCAGAUGGCAAGCCUACAAGCAACACCAAUGAGCUUGGAAGGAGCUGGCAGGUGCCUGAUGAUAGACCAGAUUGUACUCAUGAAGGUGGAGAUAUUGAAUGUAAUAAAGAUAUUGAGAGUGAAGCUAAGAAACCAACCAACUGUGGAAUGAUCACUGAUCCUGAUGGAAUCUUCAAAGCAUGCCAUAAAGUUGUGCCACCUAACCCAUACUUUGAGAACUGUGUGUUUGACCAGUGUGGCACAGGUGGAUCUACUGUGGCCCUCUGCCAGGCUAUUGAGAGCUAUGCUGACAUGUGUGCCCAAGCUGGGGUGUCAAUUAACUGGAGGAACAACACUUUCUGUCCCCUGAAAUGUCCUGCUGGCAGUCACUAUGAACAUUGUGCUCCUGCAUGCCCCCCCAGUUGUCAGGAUCCUGGUGCAUCCAACACAUGCACACAGCCAUGUGUAGAAGGAUGUGUUUGUGACAAAGAACUGAUACUGAGCGGAGACAAAUGUGUGCCCUUCAGUCAGUGUGGAUGUACUGAUAAGAACAGCAACUACAGACCUGUGGGCGAAAGCUGGUUUACUAAGGAUGACUGCUCUGAACGCUGCAUGUGUUAUCCGAUGAACAACGUGACAUGUGAAGCAUGGAAGUGUAGUCCUGCACAGGAGUGUAAAGUUCAUGAAGGCCAGCUGGAUUGUGUGAAUACAGGAGUGGGUAUUUGCCACAUAGCUGGUGAUCCUCAUUAUUACACCUUUGAUAGUAUCAUGCAUACCUACAUGGGCACAUGUACCUACACUUUGGUGGAAGUAUGCAACAGCUCCAUGGUGACUCCAUUUACCAUUGUGGCCAAGAAUGAAGAGCGUGGCCAACCUGAAGCCUCCUACGUUCGGUCUGUCACUAUCUAUCUUCCAGGAGCCAAUGUCACACUGAGCAAGAGCAAGAGAGUACUGCUGAAUGGCCAAAGGAUUCGUACCCCCAUGGACAUUGCUAAAGCUAAGGCCAGGGUGUUCACCAGUGGAGUCAAUAGCGUGCUAUCCACUGACUUUGGCCUCAUUGUUAAGUUCGAUGGUGUUCAUCAUGUAGAGAUCACUGUCCCUGGAGACUACUUCAACAAGGUAUGUGGUAUGUGUGGUACCUACAAUGGUAAUUCUAGUGAUGACAACUUGAUGCCAAAUGGCCAGCCAGCUAAUGAUGUUAUAGAGUUGGGUAACAGCUGGAAGGCUGAGGGAGACAGCGAUCCAGGAUGCCAGCCAGACACACGUCCGGAUGUCCACCCAAACUGCACAGACAAGGAGGCCAUCGCCAUCAAGGAUCAGUGUACCAGCAUUAUCAAGUCAGACAAGUUCAAGCCCUGCCACCCACUAAUUGAUUCUGAACCCUUUGUGGAGAACUGCAUCUAUGACAUGUGCGAGUAUGAUAGCAUGGAGUCCACACUUUGUGACAACGUAGAGGCUUAUGCCCAGGCCUGCCAGAGCACUGGUGUCACCAUCAGCUGGAGGAACGCUACCUUCUGUCCUCUUCCGUGCCCACCAAACAGCCACUACUCAGACUGCACACCACCAUGCCCUCCCACCUGUGCAGAUCUUUUCCCCAUUUUCUGUCCCCUGCCACCAAAUAGCUGUGUGGAAGGCUGCCAGUGUGAUGCAGGCUUUGUGCUGAGUGAUGGCAUGUGUGUACAACUUUCUAACUGUGGAUGUGUGGACAACAAAGGAGAAUACCAUGAUGUUGGGGAUUCUUGGGUGACAGAACACUGUGACCAGAAGUGCACAUGCAGUCUGGGAGGAGUAUUAAGUUGCAAGGCCUUUCAGUGCAGCUCCAGGUCCGUUUGUGCCCUGAACAGUGAUGGCGAGCGCUACUGCAAACCUGAGGAUUUUAACAAGUGCAUAAUUUCUGGAGAUCCACACUACCUCACCUUUGACAAAUUCAAACACCACUAUCAGGGCCCGUAUACGUACGUGCUAACCAAGGAUUAUGAUCUACCCACCUUCCUCACACCCCUUACUGUGAGGGGUAAGAACGCCCGUAGAGGUGGCAACAGGCGUGUUUCCUUCCUGCGUGAGGUUUAUGUGGAAGUGUAUGGUGUCAGCAUUCAAAUGCUCCAGAAAAAGGGGCUGCUGGUUAAUGGUGAGCGUGUGUCCCCUCCAUUGAGUCCUAAGCAGGGUAUCAAGAUCUCUCUGAACUCCCAGUACCUUCAGCUUAUAACUGACUUUGGCCUUACCGUGCGCUUUGAUGGCAACAUGCGAGGAGAGGUGAUUUUGCCGAGCACCUACAAGAAGCAUGUGCGUGGCCUUUGUGGAAACUAUGAUGGUCUCUCUAAUAAUGAGUAUGUAAAGCCUGACAACACCUUCACCCGCAACCUCAAUGAGUUUGGAGAUAGCUGGAGAGUGAGUGACAAGCAAGGAGAGGUGUUCCACACCUCAGACCUGCCCCAUCUCACCUACUUGCAUAAGAGAGAAGUAGAAAGAUAUUUGGACUCGGGCUUUGAGACAUUCAAUUGCACUGAAGCUCAGCUGGAGGAGCUGAAAGGGAAGAAUCAGUGUGGAGCAUUGAGUGACCCUUCAGGACCCUUUGCUCCCUGCCAUGCCACCAUGGUCCCUGAUGAGUUCCAGGAGGACUGUGUGUUUGACUUGUGUGCAGAGCAGAACAGCUCCACACUGCGCUGUCAGAGUUAUGCUGUUUAUGCCCUGGCAUGUCAAGAACAGGGAAUUACAUUAGGGCCUUGGAGAACACAACUGAACUGUGGUCUGUCAUGUGGUGCCAACAGUACCUACACAACCUGCAUGACUGCAUGUCCAGCAUCAUGCGCAGCCUUAGCAGCAUCCUCUGAGUGUGAGCAAACUUUGUGCUUAGAGGGAUGUCAGUGUAAUCCUGGAUUUGCCAUGAGUGGCGACAAGUGUGUUCCUUACAAUGAGUGUGGCUGCACCUAUUUGGGCCGCUACUACACUCUGAAUGAGACAUUUGUGACUGAGGAUUGUGCUCUGAGCUGUCAGUGUAAAACCACUGGUGCUUUUUGCCAGCCCAAAGGCUGCAGCAACAAUCAAAUCUGUACCGUCUCCAACACCUCACGUGGUUGCUACAACAUGAACCCAUGCCUAAGCUCACCAUGCUUGAACGGUGGCACUUGUCUUGAUGGUGAGAACAACUACACCUGCUUAUGUCCAGAAGGUUAUAAGGGGAAAAAUUGUGAGGAUAAAGAAAGCCCAGAUCGGACAAGCAUUAUUCUGAUUGGAGUCUUGGUACCACUUGCCAUCAUCAUCAUCAUCAUCAUAACAACUGUAUGCAUCUGCAAGAAAUCAAACAGGUAUAGAAAACACAGUUGUGAUACCAGUAGCAGUAACAGCCUAUCACUGGAAAAUCAAGAUCCUCCUCCCUGUGAAGGUCUGGAUAACAGGAGAAGUGUGGACAGCACCAAGUUAAACUCUUCCAAUUUCUGAAUCAGCCCUAUGUUCUAAUUAAGAUAUUUCAUUUUGUAUUUUAUUGAAAUAUGAAUGUUGCAGAGAUUAUCAGAUGACAGAACUAUUCUAUAACAGUGUAUACUUUUGCCAAUUGUGACUUUGUUUUGUAAUCAUCUUUUAUAACUUGUUUGUAAACCUUAUUAUAAUUGUUAGUACA